AUGGAAGGACGUCCAAACAAGAGAGUCAAACUCACUAACACAGGAGGUGACAACGACAGUGGUGCUACAGACAAUGGCAAGUGUGGGGAUAACAAAUACGAAAGCAUCAAUCCAUCCACAUCAACGCUCAAUCACGAGACAAGUGCUCCGGAAAAUCCGCCAACAACCAGCAAACGCAGAAGUGGAGCAGUCCAACCAGGAUUGGCCGUGCGUAGCAUGAUUCCUAACCUGAAAAAUUGCUUGAUCGAUGCUACGGAAAUCAAGGAGUAUGAUGAGAUAUUAGUUGAGCAAGUGAACCGACUACAAAAACUAUCAGAAUACACCAAUGCAAAGGCCAAUAUAUAUGCAUUAGGAAGGUUGUUGCCAACUGCGACAUGGGGACAGUAUAAGCCCAUCAAUGACCGGAGCAAGGUCUUAUGCAAUCCAGCAACUAACGAACCACUCACCAUCUGGGUUGUUGGACAGAUUGCAAAGAUGUGGUUUACUAAGUUUGGUAACCUGGAAAAGCAGGCUACCAUCAUGAUUAUGCCACUCUCCAAAUCGCUGGCACAGCAAAGCACAUUGUUACUCGCGAAGAUGUCCAGUCCGACAACGAGUAGCAACCAACAAGCCACACAAAUCAUUCAAGCUAUCAAGUGGCAAAAUGCUAGGGGAGGAGACAGUGAGGAUGAACCUGUAUUAUUUGAUGCAGUAUAUGUCAUCAGAGUGGCAGGCUCUUUGAAGACACAAACAGAACGACCUCUCUGGAAGCUGGUUGAUUUGAAGAUGGGAGAUUUGAUUCUCUUAGAGAUGAAAAUGACGAGGUAUUCCAAGAAACAAGAAGAUAAGUGGCAUUCUCGUGCGCAGUACGAUAUGCUUGCCAUUUAUCUUCUAGAUAUAUGUGAGACACCAGAAGAAGACACUCUGGGUACGAGUCUGAUUGAUGGAUUAGCUAUUUGA
Molecule: messenger RNA, 939 nt
Organism: Suillus subalutaceus
Lineage: Eukaryota; Fungi; Basidiomycota; Agaricomycetes; Boletales; Suillaceae
Exons: 6
Coding region: 1-939 (312 amino acids)
Source: RefSeq, a predicted model, not a curated record